Xylaria bambusicola is the source of this 5013-nucleotide messenger RNA. Its product is annotated as P-loop containing nucleoside triphosphate hydrolase protein. The coding region runs from base 1 to 5013 and encodes 1670 amino acids. NCBI's taxonomy places the organism in Eukaryota, Fungi, Ascomycota, Sordariomycetes, Xylariales, Xylariaceae. The transcript is spliced from 2 exons. Gene Ontology annotation, molecular function: ATP hydrolysis activity; ATP binding; ATP-dependent chromatin remodeler activity. The record is from RefSeq and is a predicted model, not a curated record. Gene Ontology annotation, cellular component: nucleus.
AUGGAUGAUCCCUGGGAGUGGGAUGUCGAUCGAGUCGUACAGGAACUCUGCACGCCCAACCGAUCGUGGCAUCCAUCGUCAACCCCACUCAAACUUCCGCCCUUGGAUCAAUUGGAAGAAGCUCUGCGGCAACAAGAAGUUGAUGGUGAAGUCCUUCUUACAUAUGACCAAGCCGAGCUUUGUGCAGAGCUUGGGAUUAAGAUCUUGAAGCACAAGUCCACCUUUAAGAAUGCCAUUCAAGAAAUUCGAUUACUGAGUAGUCGAUAUCGUGUCUACCGAAAGCGACAGGCUUCUGAGCUCGAAGACGUAGAAGAGUCGGUAACUGACGCUCGUUCACCUAUUAUGAUACCAAAUAAGGGCGCAUCAGAAGAGCAGAUCCAGUUGUUCAGCUCUGCAGGGGCCCGUCCCGAACAUAGACCAUUGGCAAAUGGCUCAAGUAUAACGGCUAUCGACGAACAGCCUGCCAAGAGGCGAAAAAUUACUCCGACUCUUGUUACCAGUACGAUUGAUCCCCACAGGAAUCGGAAAAUUGCUACCGAAGCCGAUACAGUAUUCCUUACACCGGCCCUGUCAUCGGCGCCUACGGAAAAAGAGCCGGUUGAGCUACUCAAUAACCUAGCUGCUGGUGCCUAUCUUGGUAACAAAUCUAUUACAAGAUUCGACAUCAUCGAUUUCUCCAAUCCUGGUCAUCUAAAGUCGCUUGGAAGUGAGGAUAAGCAGUUGAACUUUGUCUCUACGGCUCGCCUGAUCCCUGGACGCAUGAUUCAGACUCACCGAUUAAUGAAACGUCGACUGCUUCGUAAUACUGCUCCCCUUCGAACCACGUUCAACAAAAAAUCAGAUAUUGUUCAAGGAUGGGAUAACCCAGAUCAUGACAAGGUUCUCCCUUUAUAUGGCGAUUCAGACGACGACAUGGAAUAUGAUACUGAGACAUGGAGAGAAAUUGAGGCUGAGAGAAAAGAAGAGGACCUCAAGCGGUCUCUGCCUCCAGGCCUCACUGCAGAAGAGAUAAGGAUAACCAUUGAACGAGUCCAGCAAGAAAUGGUCUCUAAGUGGCAAAUUUCAAAACUUCCUAAAAACGUUAGCAAGGCAAAUCAUCUUUGGAACAAUGCGAGAAUAUCUGGUUUGAAAGAAGCGAUAGACCGGGCUCGGCGUAAGCUGCGUGUUCUUGAUGCUCGCAUUGCAAAGUUGAAGGAGACGACGCAAAAGAACGACUACCGCAACAUAAAAGAACUCGAACACUUAGUACUGUCCAACUUUGAAGUGAGUGUCUUCGAUAGAGAGUAUCACUUAUGGCUGAUUGGCCUCCUUACCUCUCCAUCUGAACCAGCCAAGGUCAAGCAGCAUCGUGAACCAAAAGCACGUCCACCUAAACCACAGCCUGACCUGGCAGAGGAUGAAGAGAUUCUAACGAGCGAAUCCGAAGAUGACUUAAAUAACUUCAUCGUUGACGAUGAGGAGCCUCUUUGCAACGAAGGUGAUUAUCUGAGUGAACUUGGCCAAGACGACUCAAUGUCGCCGAGAAUCCCAGAGACGCCGAGCCGGGUUAGACCCGAAGCAGCUUCUCAUAGGACGCUUGAAACGCCAUCAAAAGCAAAUCAACAUGUGGUCAUUGAUUUGACAACUCCCCCGAAUCGGAAGGGUCACAUUAUUCGCCUUAAAAACGGCAAGUUGGGUUCAAAGGCAUCCGAUAAAACGCAGGAGACUAUUGCGAGCUCACCUUUGAUCAUGACUAUCACAGACCUGGAAUCUACUGAGCAGAUAGUGGCGACAGCUCUAGAGACAGUCGAUCAAAUCUACCUUGACGCUAUUUUCUCUAUCAUUCGCUCAUGUGAUUCACAAGAGGUUUGGCUGGAUCUUGUUGUCCCGGCUCUGGAUAGAGAGUGGCCCAUUGCCCCUUACAACACCCAUGUCAAAAAAGACAGCCUGGCAGCAUAUACUUUGAUCCGUCUGUUCGAUGCUUAUCGAGAAGGCGCAAUUCGCAAGCUCAGAAGAUAUAGAGAUGCUGACGAGAAAGAGAAGCGACGAAUCAGAGAUCUGUACAAGUUAUACUCUGAAGAAUGGGACGCGUUCAUCAAGUUCCUCGCGCGGUUGAGCGAUCGCUUCAAUUGGAAGAAUAUCGAUAUGGACAAAACUAAACCUAGGUCGACCAAGGAAGACAGCGAGGAAGAAACAGACUCCGACUCUCGUUCAGAUGUUACGAACUCUGAUUCUGAUAAAGUCGAGCAACAAGAUGGGCCGCAAUCUGGUCAGAAAAAGAAGCGAAAAAAGAAGCGCAGACGAGUAAUGCGAAAUCAUGAAGCGGCUAUGGCUCGUGGCCGAGACCAGGCUUUCGCCAAAGAGCAAGAAAGUAGACGUAAGAAUCUCCGUGCGACACUUGCAGCAUUCGGUAGUAGCGCUUUGGGCAGUCAGCAUGGGAGGCUUAUCGUCAACGAGAGCAAAGGAGACGACCAAGGCUUCAUUUAUAUUCAUGACGACAUCGCCCCUCGUAUUAAGCAGCACCAAAUAGAAGGAGUGCGCUUUAUGUGGGACCAGCUUGUUGUUGCGAAAGAGAGGCAGGGCUGCCUUUUAGCACAUACAAUGGGUCUCGGGAAAACCAUGCAGGUGAUCACCUUGCUGAUAACUAUCAACGAGGCUUCUGUGUCCGAUGAUCCUACUGUGGUCUCUCAAAUACCAGAAGAAAUGCACCAGUCGAGAACAUUGAUACUCUGUCCGGCCACGCUGGUCAAUAACUGGAUGGAUGAGUCAUUGACUUGGCUACCAGAGCCUAACAUACUUGGUAACCUCCUCAAAGUCGAUGCUGUAAUGAGCGUCGAGGAUCGAAUCCAAACCAUUCAAAAGUGGGGUGCGGAGGGUGGUAUCUUGAUCAUCGGCUAUAGUCUUUUCAAGGCGUUUAUUGAAGAUGGAGAUAUGCGCGAUGUUCUUCUUGAUCGGCCUAACAUCGUAGUUGCAGACGAAGCACAUAUGAUGAAGAACCCCAAAUCCAAAACUCACUCAACUGCUGCCAAGUUUAGAACGCUCAGUCGAGUGGCAUUGACGGGUUCCCCAUUAGCGAACAAUGUUGAAGAAUACUACGCCAUGAUUAAUUGGGUUGCGCCCAACUACCUUGGUGAUAUACGCGAAUUUCGUUCUGAAUAUGCAAAUCCUAUCAAGGACGGCCUUCAGGCGGAUAGUACAUGGAAUGACAGACGAAAGGCGUUAAGAAUGUUGCGUGUUCUCAAGUCAGAAGUAGCUCCGAAGGUAAAUCGGAAGACUAUCGCCGUAUUAAAGCAGGGCAUACCGGACAAAACUGAGUUCGUCAUCACCGUCCCUCUCACACUGAUCCAGCGACAGGCGUAUGAGAUGUUCAUACAAUUUCACAAAGGUGGCCAAUCCGACUCAACUCAGGUGCCUCAAUUCGCAAUACAUGACCUUGGUCUGAUCUGUGCGUCUCCUUUAAUAUUCAUGGAAAAGCUGAAGGACCCGGGCGGCAAAUCGGCCGACAAAACCGAAACAGCUACAUUACCCCGAAAACUCAUUAGUGACGAAAUGGCCCUUCUACGCACCGCAGUGAGAGAAGUAAAGGACACUAUUUCGCUGUCUUGGAAGGUCCUGCUAUUGCUCGAAAUUCUUCGCCAGUGUAAGGAAGUUGGGGACCAUGUUCUGUUAUUUAGUCAUUCGGUCGUUGCCCUUAAUUAUCUUGAGGGAAUAUUACGCAUGAAAAGACACUCAUUUAUGCGCCUUGACGGCAAGACGCAGAUGGCAGAACGCCAAAAUCUAGUCAAACGCUUCAACAAGGGAAACAUUGACAUAUUCUUGAUUUCUACGAAAGCCGGUGCCCUUGGGCUGAACAUUACUGGUGCAAACAGAGUCAUAAUCUUUGACGCUCAGUUCAACCCACAAAAUGAGCAACAAGCUGUUGGUCGUGCUUAUCGAAUUGGUCAAACUAAACCCGUUUAUGUGUACCGCUUCGUUUGCGGGGGGACCUGCGAGGAAAAGUUGUUGCAUCAGGCCAUCUGGAAGAUGCAACUGGCAUCACGGGUUGUUGACAAGAAAAACUUUGUUAAAAAGGCACCUCGGCUUGCUAAAGUUUGGGAAAUGCCGGAGGAGUCCAAGCAAGAGGAACUAGACCCACUCCUGGGCAAGGACGCCGUUCUCGAUGCGCUAAUAAAGGAUACAAAAUCCAGAGAGGGUAUAAGAGCUAUACAAAUGAUGGACGUCUUUGAGGAAGAAGCGGUUGAGGAUGCUGAGUUGCUACCAGAGGACAUCAACCUCUCUAACGUGAUGAUCCAAGCUAAUGAAGCACGCAGAAUGGGACAGCCUAUUCCUGCACACGUGUCCGCCGCUCUAGCUGAACUUGGUGGAAUAGGCUAUGGUCACGACUUCGUGCCAUCGGGCCAACCCUUAUCCGUUGGUCUUCCAACGGGACAUCAGCACUUUCCACAGCCUUCUUCCACCCAGCCGCUAGAUAUAGGUCAAGCUUACCAGCCUCUACCUGUUGCACACCAGCCAAGCCACGCAAUCUUGAUGUCCUCCAGCACGCAUUUACCCUAUAACGCACGACCACCGUUAAGCUUAACACCGAUGCAGCUUCAAGGAGCAGAAGUUCAUGUUAGCGCCGUUGAUUCGGAUUGGACUACUUUGUCCGCGGUUCAGACAGAGGUAACGCAGGCAUUCACGGCUGCAGAUUUUCCGGAUCAACAAACCCGAAGUCGGGUUAGUUUUGAUGUCUCGAAUGCAAUAUGGGACACACUACAGCGUCUCCCCCCUACUGAGAAACUCGCUAUGGAGUGGGCCAUUAAGCGUGCAGUUUUCGAUGAACGUUUUGUGCAAGCUCUCAGCAUGGGUCUGCUUUCGCCCCAACAGCUGAGUCAACUGGCUCCAGAUGAUAUUGAUCGACAGCGCGAAAUAUGGAGAGGAGAAGUUCCCGCGGAAUGGGACACAAGAAAAAAUACAUGGAGCCAAAGAAACCUAGUCCGAGACCCAGAAGUAAACACCCCAGCUCAAGAGCAUCAACAUAACGCCUCAAACUAA